AUGUUGUCACGAGUGGCCCGUCAGAAAAAUGCCUUGUUCAACCUUCGGAAGGCCAAUGCUCACAGAGUAUUGGGCGCAUCGCCAACUUUGCGCCUUCAUUCAACUACAGCCAGGAUAGGGCCUAGUCUGAAUACUGAAAAUAAUAAGAUAUCUGAGCGGCGUCGUAGACCGUCUUUUCAAUCGCAUCGAAGCCUCGCAACCGCGGCCGAUCCAUCCGUUAUGGAACCAUCGCCCUAUACACACGACGCUGCGUUUUCUAUUCCCCAAUCAGAAAACUUGCAUCCGGAAUUUUUUAACCCUUACCAUCAAGCCUCACUCCUUAUUCUUGCAGACACACCCAAAACACAAUCCAGAGUUUUCCGCAAAGUUCGAGGCGUUGGUGGUGACGAGGAUGAGAUGAUGGCAAAUUUCGAAAUCUCACUAAGAGUUCGGCGGUUCGAUCGAGCUGCGGCUUUGCUCAAUCGCCUGGGAACUCAAUGCCCCGUUGAAUCUCCCGAAUAUCUGAAUCUUCACAACCGUUACUUGAAGGAGAUGGUGUCGUACAUGAUUAUAACCCGACAAUCCGGGAAAGUUCCACAACUGCAGAGAUGGUUCGAGGUCGAUAUGCCUGCCGGAGGUGUGAAGCCUGACGCCACCACUUACUCCGUCAUGAUUCGAAUGUCACUCCGUCUGCUUCAUGGGUCCAAGCGGGAGAGGUCAGUCCGCCGUUAUUGGGAACUUGCUAAGGAGAAAGAUCUCCAUGAGGAGCUUCUAGCAAGUGAAGUACUUUCCGACUUUGAUCUGGGUGAAUUAGUCAAGAUUUGCUCAGCCGACUUGGGCCACGCUGCGUUUAACUUCAUGAGUAUCGAGGAACCUAAAGCCGAGGAAAUUACGGUCACCGACAACUUUGCCGAAGUCCUAGCUACAAGCCAGAGGGGUCUUGGUCUUUCAACCUUGAAAAAGUCACUAUCCCUCUUCUCGGACAACUCUCAACUACAAACUACAUCUGAUAACCUCGAACUUGACGACCAUGAACGGGAAGAAUUACAAAGAAAGCUUAGACAAAAGCAACUUGAGGCUGAUACGGUAUCCUCGUCUUUGGAACGUUGGCGCUACGAGUUUGAAGAAGCGCAGAAAUCUGGAAAUACUGGGAAACUGAGCCAGAUCACAAGCCAAUGGGUCAUUAAUCUCCAAGCAAAGAUUGAAGAUGAGCUGAGGCUUGCUGACGAAGCUGAAGGAAAGCCAAUCCGCACAUUGGAACAAAAAAAUCGUGCCGAGUACGCCAUAUUUCUUCGGUGCUUGAGUGCCGAUCGUCUUGCUGCUAUCACCAUCCUUGCAGUUAUGAACUUGUUCAGUCGGGCCGGCAUGGAAAAGGGUCUUAAGCUCUCAAUGAUCUCCUCGGGCAUUGGUCGAGAAGUUCAAGACGAAUUGGUUGCCGCUUCAUACCUAAAGAAGAACUCAACCUCAAACAUAUACCGUAAGAAGAUGCUGAAAGAACUUCUUGCUGGUCGCAAGGGGAAGGAUGAGCGAUUGCGUUGGAAGAAGCUAUCGGAAGGCAUGCAGGAGGAAGACCCUUCUCUGUCCUGGAGUUCCCGGGUCACCGUUAGGCUUGGAGCGGCAUUGAUGUCUCUCUUAUUUGAUGUUGCUAAAACACCCGUCAAAAUCACAAAUCAGCAAAACGGGAAAACCACGACAUCUAUGCAACCUGCCUUCCUUCACGGCUACGAGGUUAGAUUUGGAAGACGGUUGGGUCUCUUACACAUGCACCCGCAAUUCGUUCAAUCUGUCACCAAAGAACCAUCUCCAAGCGUUAUUGGCCGUCAUCUGCCAAUGGUUUCCACUCCUCAGCCUUGGACAGGAAUCAGAACUGGCGGGUACUUACUCUAUACGACCCCUAUUGUCCGUUCUACCCCCGGUGAAACCUUACAGCCGGCUUAUAUCAAGGCGGCUUUGGAAAAUGGUGACAUUUCAGAAAUUCUGAAAGGCCUCGACGUGCUUGGAAGUACUGGCUGGGUGAUCAAUGAAGAUGUUUUCCAAGUAAUGCUUGAGGCUUGGAACUCCGGCAAGGAGAUCGGUAAUCUCGCACCGCUCGAACCAGAACGCGAAAUGCCACCGCAGCCUGGUCCGGAUGCUGACUAUGCCACUGAAAAGCAAUGGCAACUUAAGAUACGUGAUAUCGAAAACGAGAAGGCUGGUCUUCAUUCCCAGCGAUGUUUCCAAAAUUUUCAGCUAGAAGUGGCGCGCGCGUUCCGCAAGGAGACUUUCUAUCUUCCUCACAAUAUGGACUUCCGCGGCCGAGCUUAUCCACUGCCCCCAUACCUGAAUCAGAUGGGAGCUGAUAAUGCUCGUGGCUUACUCUUAUUCAGCAAGUCUAAGCCUCUUGGAGCCAGUGGUUUGCGAUGGUUGAAGAUUCAAGUUUCCAACUUGGCCGGUUUCGACAAGGCAAGCAUGUCGGAGCGUGAGCAGUUUGCGAUGGACAAUCUUGACCUUAUUUUGGAUUCCGCCAACAAUGGUCUCCAUGGAAAGCGAUGGUGGCUGAAAGCUGAAGAUCCUUGGCAAUGCUUGGCCGCUUGCUGCGAACUCAGGAAUGCCAUGCGCUUGUCUGAUCCUACCAAAUACGAGUCUCGCCUCCCUAUUCACCAGGAUGGCUCCUGUAACGGUCUUCAACACUAUGCUGCUCUUGGUGGUGACCUUGUUGGUGCUCAACAAGUUAACCUUGAGCCGUCCGAUCGACCAUCUGACGUUUAUACUGGUGUUUCCGAAUAUGUCAAGCAGGCUGUGACUGAAGAUGCCGCCAAUGGUCAUGCAAUUGCCAAGCUCCUUGAAGGCCGUGUUACCCGCAAAAUUGUGAAGCAAACAGUCAUGACCAAUGUGUACGGUGUGACAUUUAUUGGUGCAAUGAGACAAGUUCGCAGGCAGCUCAACGAAUACUGCGAAGAUCUUUCAACUGAUGAGAGAAAGGCGGCUGCCAUUUACAUUUCUAGAAAGAUUUUCGGGGCCUUGGGAACUAUGUUUAACGGAGCUCAUGAUAUCCAAUAUUGGCUCGGCGACUGUGCCAGUCGUAUCACCCAAUCUUUGACUCCGGACCAAAUUGAGGAAAUUGCGAAAGAUAUACUGAUGCCCAAUUCGCCCACGGAUGGUACCUCAGGUGAUCAUCGCACGACGGAUUCCUCCCUUGAUCCAGUCAAGAGAUUCCGGUCAACUGUCAUCUGGACCACGCCUCUUGGUCUCCCUGUGGUUCAGCCAUACCGCACUCGCAAGUCACGACGUGUCAGCACUACUCUGCAGGACAUUAACAUUGUGGAAGGUGGCUCUGAUGACGUCAUCUCUAGACGCAAGCAACUCCAGGCCUUCCCACCAAACUUCAUUCACUCACUUGAUGCCACUCACAUGAUGCUGUCUGCUAUCGCAUGCAAAGAGGCUGGUCUCGAAUUUUCCGCUGUCCACGACUCCUUCUGGACCCACGCGGGCGACGUCGAUUCCAUGAACAAAAUUCUUCGUGAGGCAUUCGUGAAGAUGCAUUCUGAUGAUAUCAUCGGACGUCUCGGUGCGGAGUUCGAUGUCCGAUUUAGCAGAAACCUAUUCCUGGCGAAGGUUAACGCAUCGAGCAAGAUCGGUAAAGCUAUUCUGCAGUCACGUGAAACACCCCAAUGGAGAAACAGCAUGAAGGUUGUGGAGCUUAUUGACGAGCAUAAGCGACAGACACUCCUUCGCUCUGAGGAUCCAGUGGAACAGGCCGAAGGCCGCGAAAUGGAAACACCUGCCAGCAUAUUCGAAGCAAUGGAUGGUGCAGAUGAUGACUUGUGCAUUCCAAGCACAUUGGGAUCUACGGGAGUGGGUCAUGUUCCAGAUAACCUGGCUGCUGCCGAGCGCCGACCUGAUGCUACUGGCUUCGACAGUAGCGACCCAGCUCUUGAGGGUCUCUUCGGCGACUUCAAAGACGAUAUCUCGAAUGACAGUACUAUGGGAUUAGACAAUACUGCAGAAGAAGCCACACCGCAGAAGAAGCUUCAGAAGCGCUACGUGUAUUUCUGGAUGCCGUUGAAAUUCCGGUCAGUCCCUAAAAAGGGUGAUUGGGACUUGCAGCGCAUUCACAAAAGCGAGUACUUUUUCUCAUGA
Penicillium taxi is the source of this 4098-nucleotide messenger RNA. RefSeq names its product DNA-directed RNA polymerase. Gene Ontology annotation, molecular function: DNA-directed RNA polymerase activity; mitochondrial promoter sequence-specific DNA binding. Lineage: Eukaryota; Fungi; Ascomycota; Eurotiomycetes; Eurotiales; Aspergillaceae. The record is from RefSeq and is a predicted model, not a curated record. Gene Ontology annotation, biological process: mitochondrial transcription. Gene Ontology annotation, cellular component: mitochondrial DNA-directed RNA polymerase complex. Bases 1 to 4098 code for a protein of 1365 amino acids. The transcript is spliced from 2 exons.